Molecule: messenger RNA, 1758 nt
Organism: Saxophila tyrrhenica
Lineage: Eukaryota; Fungi; Ascomycota; Dothideomycetes; Mycosphaerellales; Extremaceae
Exons: 2
Coding region: 1-1758 (585 amino acids)
Source: RefSeq, a predicted model, not a curated record
AUGGACUCGACGGGUUUGCGGUCGGCGCAUGAAGAGGCCGAUGUUUCUCGACAACAAUUGUAUGAGAGAAGGGUGCUCCUUCUUCCGGAAGGCCAGACUGAAGAGAUGCUGGACGAACGCUUACGAGUCGCGGCGAAAGAGCUUGGUGUUGAGGUUAUGGGUUUGCUGGCUGUCUCCUCACCACCGAAGACGAAGCCGGAGUCAAUGCGAACGUUCUCGUCAGAGCUACCGCGUCGAUCAGAGUCAAUUGACUCUGAGCAGUCGCGGUUUACAGGAUUCACCUCUAACACCUCGGAUCUCUCGAGAGGACAGCUCAAUGGCAGGCGACCGUUCCGGACAAGUCUAUCCUUCAAGGACUAUGACGACUUCCUGUCGCGAGGCCGCCGCGACGGACGGCACAAGAUUUCCUUCUCACCACCAUCUCCACCUUCGCGAUCGACCUUCUCGUUACCACUCUACUCACCUUCGCCCUCGCCGAAGAAGUCCUUCUGCCACCUCCGUGGGCUUAGCAUGCUCAAGCUGCGGCGAACAGACUCUGUCCUUUCACCAGUCGGCUGCCCGCAUUGUCCGCGAGAGGUGCAGAGCCGGAAGCGAGCCCAACACGCCAUGCCAUGCGGCCACCGUUUGUGCACUCCAGCGCUGCGUCAGACGAUCCAAGCCGCAACAGCAAGCAAGAGCGGUGCUGUUCCAAGCUGUUGCGGCAUACCUAUACCGGGCAAUUUGAUAGAGCAAGCUAUGACACAGGAAGAGCAGGAAGCAAUGCUGGAUAAGCUGGAACAGUGGGACGAGGCAGCGUCUAUUGCGCCCUCGAUCAAGAGUGAGAUCGGUCCGCCAGGCGUCAGACGCAGACCAGCACCAGGUGGUAGAACUAUCUCGGACGAGUCAAGGGUAGACUCUGUUGCGACCAACCAUACUCCUUCAGAAAGGUUGCUCGAACGGCCAGAGUUUCAAGAGCUACAAAACCACCACAACGAGCUUAGUGUCCGCUUCCGCACUUGGAUUGAAGAGCACCGCGCACUCAUUCAAAGCACGCACGAUCGUCUCCAAACCGAGCUCAAAGCCCGCCAGGAAGCCGCCACCGAAGCAUUAGUCGAGCACCACGCAAACGCAAUGGCCGAGGCAGAAGACAAACAAGUCAGCGCCGAAGCCAACAUGCGCACCGCCCACGAGAAAGAGAAGCGCGACCACGCCACAGCGCUGAAGCAUAUGGAAGCCUACUGCGCCGGCACCUAUGCCAACGGUGAACCGCACAACCGCACCAUCACCGAAUCAGACCACUCCGAACUAACAAAGGCACGCUGGGUGCGCGAUACGAUGGACAACAAACACGCCAGCGUCAUCAACGUUCUACGCGGCGACCAGGCGAGGAGGAUGAAGAUGCGUGCUGAUCGGCAAGAGAGGGAGGUGCAGGAGUUGAAGAAGGCGCAGAGGCAGGAGGAGCUGGAGGCGGCGAGGGCGCGGACGGCGGAGGUGGUGGGAUUGGAAGGAUUUGUGGGGGAGAGGUGGAGGCGGAUUGGGGUUAGGUGGGAGUUGGAUGGAGCGGUGUUUGCUAAAGGGUUGGAGGUGAGGAGAGGGGGUGUGGAGGAGAACACCGUGACGGAAGAUGCUGAUCAGCAGAGCUCGUUGGGUAGUGAGAAGGGCGUGGAGAAGGAUGUACAGCCGGGUGCUGAGCAGGACUUGAGCGGGUUGGCGAAGAUGGGGAAUAUGUAUCUGGGCGAGACGGCGGGCAAUGCAGCGACGAGCGGUCAAGCCAGCUGA